Gastrolobium bilobum is the source of this 2755-nucleotide messenger RNA. Its product is annotated as transcription factor bHLH140. Gene Ontology annotation, biological process: double-strand break repair; single strand break repair. Bases 198 to 2540 code for a protein of 780 amino acids. The record is from RefSeq and is a predicted model, not a curated record. The transcript is spliced from 5 exons. Gene Ontology annotation, molecular function: mismatched DNA binding; single-stranded DNA binding; double-stranded RNA binding. Gene Ontology annotation, cellular component: nucleus. Lineage: Eukaryota; Viridiplantae; Streptophyta; Magnoliopsida; Fabales; Fabaceae.
AGAAAGAAAGAAGCACCUAUGUUUUAUCCCGUGGCAUCUUGUCCCCAAAACCGUCACAACUCCAAAAUCUCGCAUGCGACAGUGACAUAAUCCUGAAUGAAAAGCUCGAAUCCGAAGAUGGACAUCGACGUGGACGAAGCUUCUGGACCCAAAGGUUUCCUUCUAGAACCUUCAUUAAUUUGUUGGUGAAAUGAAUCAUGGAAAUUGGAACCCUUUUGAUAACUGUGUCUCUGUGUGUGUGUGUGUGUGUGUGUGUGUGUGUGUGUGUCAAUGUGUUAGACGCAGAGGGAAAGACCCUUUUGGUCAUCUUAGUGGGAGCACCGGGGAGCGGGAAGUCCACCUUCUGUGAAGAGGUUAUGCGUUCCUCUACACGCUCUUGGGUUCGCGUUUGCCAGGACACCAUUGGAAAUGGUAAAGCAGGAAAUAAAGCUCAGUGCCUAAGCAGUGCAGCUACAGCAUUGAAGGAUGGGAAGAGUGUAUUUAUUGACAGGUGCAAUCUUGACAGAGAACAGCGCACAGAAUUUGUAAAGCUUGGUGUUGGACCCCAUAUAGAUGUCCAUGCUGUUGUACUUGAUCUUCCGGCUAAGCUUUGUAUUUCUCGAUCUGUCAAACGGACUGGGCAUGAAGGAAAUUUGCAGGGCGGAAAAGCUGCUGCGGUUGUGAAUAGAAUGCUUCAAAAGAAAGAGCUUCCCAAAUUAAGUGAAGGGUUUAACCGGAUAACUUUUUGUCAGAGUGAGAGUGAUGUCAAAGAUGCUAUUAAUACAUACAGCACACUUGGGCCACAAGAUAACCUUCCAUAUGGCUGCUUUGGCCAAAAGAAUCCAGAUUCCAAAAUUCAAGUUGGUAUAAUGAAGUUUCUAAAAAAGGCAGACGUCCCCGCUGAUGCUGCAUCUAGGAAGAAUGGCAUUGGAAACUCCACUUCCCAGACACCUGGGAAAAAUGAUUCCUGCUGCAAAGAUAUGGAAAAAAUUCCCUCGAUUCCAGAUAAUGCCAACUUAGAGUCAACGGAAGUGGAAGGCCAGGCAGUUGACUCUACUGGUUCCCAUGCCAAUCGAGUUUCUCUGGGUGAUACUCCCACUCUGGCAUUUCCAUCUAUUUCAACAUCUGAUUUUCAAUUCAACCAUGAGAAGGCAGCUGAUAUUAUUGUUGAGAAAGUUGCAGAGUUCUCGAGUAAGACUUGGAAUGCCAGACUUGUCCUAGUUGACUUGACUCAUAAGUCAAAAAUUCUCUCCUUAGUUAAAGCCAAAGCGGCAGAAAAAAAUAUUGACGCCCAAAAGUUCUUUACCCAUGUUGGAGACAUUACUCACCUUUAUUCCGUGGGAGGUUUGCGCUGUAAUGUCAUAGCUAAUGCUGCCAACUGGCGGUUGAAACCUGGAGGUGGAGGUGUUAAUGCAGCAAUUUUUGAUGCUGCAGGUCCUGAACUGGAUUCUGCAACCAAAGAAAAAGCAAAAUCUCUUUCGCCUGGGAAUGCUGUUGUUGUCCCUCUACCUUCAUCUUCUCCGUUGUUUACUAGAGAGGGUGUAACCCAUGUAAUACAUGUUCUUGGACCUAAUAUGAACCCACAAAGACCAAAUUGUCUAAAAAAUGAUUAUAGUAAAGGCUGCAAAAUUCUCCAAGAUGCAUAUGCUUCACUAUUUGAAGGUUUUGCAUCAAUUGUGAGGAACCAGGCAGACCAACCUGGGGGAAGAAAUGAAAACCUUAGAAAAAAGUCUUUGGAGUCACAGGAUCAGUCUGAAUGUUAUUCGAGAAAUCAUUUUACAAAUUCUGAUCAAAAGAGUAAGAGAGAUGCUGAUCAUGGAUCAGAAAAGAGCAAGAAAUACAAGGGAAAUCAGGAUGAUUUUGGAUCUACCUUUACUGAUUCAAGGGAUGAAAAGGUAGAUUUAGGGCCUGGAAGAACUGAUGGUAGCAUGAUUAAGGCAUGGGGAUCAUGGGCUCAAGCUCUUCACCGUAUAGCAAUGCAUCCUGAAAACCACAAGGAUGACUUGCUUGAAAUUUCAGAAGAUGUUGUUGUAUUGAAUGAUCUUUAUCCUAAGGCACAGAAGCAUAUUCUGGUUUUGACACGAACUGGAGGUCUUGAUUGUCUGGCAGAUGUCCAAAACGAGCACCUUCAGUUAUUGAAGAAGAUACAUGCUGUGGGUUUGAAAUGGGCUGAGAAGUUCUUGCAUGAGAAUGCUUCUCUGGUAUUUCGUCUUGGAUAUCACUCGGCUCCAUCAAUGCGACAACUACAUUUACAUGUCAUUAGCCAGGACUUUGAAUCAAAACAUUUGAAGAAUAAGAAGCACUGGAACUCAUUUAACACUGCUUUCUUUCGUGACUCGGUAGAUGUAAUGGAUGAGAUCUCUAAACAUGGGAAAGCAAUAUUGAAAAAUGAUGACAAGCUGUUGACUAUGGAGUUGAGGUGCCACAGAUGUAGAAGUGCGCAUCCAAACAUACCACGGUUAAAAUCACAUAUUAGCAGCUGCCAUGCUCCUUUUCCAGCUUACCUACUUCAAAACGGACGUUUGGUGCAUGCACCAGGUCAACCGCACAACAAUUUAUAGUUUUAUAAGUUUUUGACACUGCCACUAUGCUUGACUAGUUUUGAUCUAGCCUUUUGAGUAGAGAGGUAGAAUCCUCAUUGUAUAGUUAAAGAAUGAAGUAUUUUUGCCAUCUAAGAGAAAGAAGUUUAUUUUCACCUUACAUUAACGAGUGGUGGCACUAGAUGGUUUGACUUGAAAUCCUGUUGGAACGACUAUAUAUGGCUUGAUGGACUUGG